AUGGUUACAAUUCGAUACAUCGUUUCGACCAUCGCACUCAUCAGCCUCUUGCUAGCCAUCAGUGCAGCUGAAGGCGCAAGCACCUCGGAGUUGGAAAAAUCAACUUCCAUAGAACACUUCCUUCCAACAUUGAUCCCAUGCAAGCUGACUACCAAAGCUCCUUGUACUACAGCUCCCAACCCUACGACCCCUUGCACCACUAAGGCUCCUUGCACCACCAAGGCUCCUAGUAUCACCACCAAGGCUCCUAGCAUCACCACCAAGGCUCCUAGCACCACCAAGGCUCCUAGCACCACCAAGGUUCCUUGCACCACCAAAGCUCAUGGGACCACCAAACAUCCUAGCACUACCAAGGCUCAUGGGACCACCAAGUCUCCUAGCACCACAAAGGCUCAUGGGACCACCAAGUCUCCUAGCACCACCAAGGCUCAUGGGACCACCAAGCCUCCUAGCACCACCAAGGCUCAUGGGACCACCAAGCCUCCUAGCACCACCAAGGGUCAUGGGACCACCAAGUCUCCUAGCACCACCAAGGGUCAUGGGACCACCAAGUCUCCUAGCACCACCAAGGGUCAUGGGACCACCAAGUCUCCUAGCACCACCAAGGGUCAUGGGACCACAAAGGCUCCUGCUACCACCACCAAGCCUCCUUGCACCACCAAGGCUCCUGGGACCACCACCAAGCCGCCUUCUACCAUUACGGUCACUCCAGGGACUACCACAGAAGCACCUAGCUCCACCACCAAUGCGCCUGCUACUUCGACGGCGGCUCCCGGUACCACCACCA
This is a messenger RNA of Aphanomyces astaci, 787 nucleotides long. RefSeq lists its product as hypothetical. Lineage: Eukaryota; Oomycota; Saprolegniomycetes; Saprolegniales; Verrucalvaceae. The record is from RefSeq and is a predicted model, not a curated record. The annotation marks the transcript as partial. The transcript has a single exon.